AUGCAGAGGCGAGUCCGGCGAUUCCUCACUGCUAUAAGAGAGCACAGCUCCGUGAGUUACGCUAAGAUUGCUACAAUGAGUGGCUUCUGCGACGUUGAUCUCAUCACAAUAAAAGCAACGGCUCCGAACGACUUACCUUUGCCCGAAAAGUACAUCCAUGAGCUCUUGAAGAUCUUCUCCCUUUCUCCAUCUUCCCUGCAAGCCUUUUCACUCAGCUUCACUCGCCGUUUCGGCAAGACUCGCUGCUGGCGUGUUGCCCUCGAGUGUUUACUUCUCCUGCACAGGCUGCUCAGGUCCGUCCCCGACGACAGCCCGUUUCGAUCGGAGCUCCUUUGGACUCGAUCCAACGGCUUGCUCACUCUCCACCCAUGUCAAUUCACCGACGAUUCUUCGUCCUCGGCGGCCUCUGGAGACUACACCGCUUUUAUCAGAUCCUACGCUCAACUCCUCGACGAAGCUCUCAAUUGCUUCGUUUUAGACACCAAGCUGGGACAAGAAUCAUGCGAAGAAGAAGAUCAACUGCCUCGAAGUACUACUCUACGCGAUAAGAUGAAGGAAGUUGGACGGAUGCUUGAAGUUUUGCCGCAGCUCCAGAGCCUCAUCGAUUGCGUAAUGGAUUGCCGGCCGACUGGGUUGGCAGAACGAAGCUUCAUUGUUCGCUCGACUAUGAAACAUGUUAUCCGAGACAGUUUCAUGUGUUACACAAUGUUCCGAAAAGAGAUUGUUGUUGUUUUAGACAAUCUUCUCCAAAUGCCGUACGGGAGUUGUAUAUCGGCAUUUGGCGUGUACAAGAAAGCUGCCGUCCAGGCAAGCCUGCUGAGCGAGUUUUACGAAUGGUGCAAAGGAAUGGGGCUUUGUGGGUCUUACGAGUACCCCUUUGUUGACCGGAUUCCGAACAUACAAAUCCGAGCUCUCGAGACUUUCCUCAGCGGAAUGUGGCAGAUGGGUCCGUCGUCGUCGUCCCCCGCCGCGUCUCGGUCUCGGUCGCCAUCGUCGGAGUCAACUUUAAUGGUAGACGACGACGGUGAGAGACAGCUGGUGCCAAUGGAUAUGGGAAACUCUGAAGGCGCUGCUUUGGUUAGACCUUGUGAUGAGAUGGAGCCAUUGAUUAAGUUUGAAGACGAUGAAAAUGUUGGUUGCUGGGACGACUGGGAGGCUCUUUUAGAAGCUUCUGUUAGCCUACCGCCAUUCCCUCCAUCAGGAAACUUCUCUGAGCGAGAGAAUCGCUUGCAUGUUGAUUGUAGUAGGAACAAUGGACAAGGAGACGAGACGAAUGCGUAG
Corylus avellana is the source of this 1281-nucleotide messenger RNA. Lineage: Eukaryota; Viridiplantae; Streptophyta; Magnoliopsida; Fagales; Betulaceae. The record is from RefSeq and is a predicted model, not a curated record.